Messenger RNA from Coregonus sp. 'balchen', 15362 nucleotides. NCBI's taxonomy places the organism in Eukaryota, Metazoa, Chordata, Actinopteri, Salmoniformes, Salmonidae. The record is from the annotation of a GenBank genome assembly.
AUGGAGCCAUCCCCAGUGGACCAGCACUGCUUUACUCCCUGCACAAACAUAUUGGGUUGUCUAUUUCACCACGCUUCUCUCCCCCGCGUGGGGGCUCUCUCUCUCUCCCUCCUCUCCCUCUGCGAAGAAGGAGAGCUUCUAGGAGCUCUCUUCUCUCUCGCCGCUCCUCUCUCUCUCCCUCUCUCCUCUUCUCCUCUCCGUCUCCUCCCCUCCUCUCUCUCCGCCUCCUCCUUCUCCUCUCCCUAUCCUCUCCUCUCCUCUCCUCUCCUCUCCUAUCCUCUCUCUCCUCUCCUCUCCUCUCCUCUCUCUCUCUCUCUCCUCUCUCUCUCUCUCUAUUCUCUUUAACCCUCGCUCUUACUUUUGCUCUCAUGUUUGACUCUAUUCUUUCUCUCUUUCUCUCUCUUUCUAUCUCUCUGAAGUGAAACAGCAACAGACAAAUUAUACAUUUUUUAAUGGGAUGGUUUUCUGAGAGCUGAUCGUUUAAAGGAAUGGAGAAAAAUAAGACUAACAUAUUUGCAAAAGGGUUUUCUAAUGAUCAAUUAGCCUUUUAAAAUAAUAAACUUAGAUUAGCAAACACAAUGUGCCAUUGGAACACAGGACUGAUGGUUGCUGAUAAUGGGCCUCUGUACGCCUAUGUAGAUAUUCCAUAAAAAAUCAGCAGUUUCCAGCUACGAUAGCCAUUUACAACAUUAACAUUGUCUAUACUCUAUUUAUGAUCAAUUUGAUGUUAUUUUAAUGGACAAAAAAAGUGCUUUUCUUUCGAAAACAAGGACAUUUCUAAGUGACCCCAAACUGUUGAACGGUAGUGUAGAUGUACUGAAGGACAGACACUUCAAAACCUUAUAUACUUUUUUGACUGUCUUUUUUGUCAUUUAUGAAUGUGUUAUUCAAUGCGUUUCUAUGGGCAAAAGGCCAAAAUCAAUAUUUUAUCAAAUUAUAUUAUUAUAAUUUUUCUGAUACCUAAAAGGGUCCUACAAUUUAAAAUCAAAUAGCUAAAUGAUCCAUGGUAUGACCGCUUUAAAACAAUGAUAUAUGUCAAUCCCCCCUCCCCCCCGUGAUUAUGAAUUAAAUGCCAUCUUUUGCUGAAGAUAUACUAUAACAUUUCUUCAAUCUUUUUAUAUUGAAAUAUCUAUCACUUUCUAUCACUAGCUACAUGAUUAUCUAGCUACCAGCUCACAUUGAAAAAUGUCUGUCUUCCAACGGCAUUUAUCCAGAUUACAGAUUCCCUUCACUGAUAUGUUCCUGUGUGUGUGUGUGUGUGUGUGUGUGUGUGUGUGUGUGUGUGUGUGUGUGUGUGUGUGUGUGUGUGUGUGUGUGUGUGUGUGGGUGUGUGUGUGUGUAUGUGUGUGUGUGUGUGUGUGUGUGUGUGUGUGUGUGUGUGUGUGUGUGUGUGUGUGUGUGUGUGUGUGUGUGUGUGUGUGUGUGUGUGGUGUGUCUGUAGACCAUCGGGCCUAAGGAGGGUUGGCAGGUGUACAGCUCAGCCCAGGAUACUGACGGGCGGUGUAUUUGCACGGUGGUGGCUCCUGAACAGAACCUCUGCUCCAGAGACGCGAAGGGAAGACAGCUCCGCCAGCUACUGGAGAAGGUACCAAACCAACACAUACAGUACAUCUCUCUAUCAGGGCCGGUUCCGCCCCAACUCAGUCAGGGUCUCUAUUUACUGUUGAGCGUUAGGUGCAAUUUCAAAAUGUUAGUGUGCAUCAGCAAUUUUUCUCUUGACGGUCACUGUUUGGACCAUGAUAGUUUGUUACUGAUGUGGACGCCAAGGAACUUGAAGCUUUCGACCCGCUCCACUACAGCCCCCUCGAUGUGAAUUGGUGAGUGCUCGGCCCCCCAUUUCCUGUAGACCACAAUCAGCUCUUUUGUCUUGAUCACAUUGAGGGAGAGGUUGUUGUCCUGGCACCACAAUGAUAGGUCUCUGACCUCCUCCCUGUAGGCUGCCUCAUCGUUGUCGGUGAUCAGGCCUACCACCGUUGUGUCGUUGGCAAACUUAAUGAUGGUAUUGAAGUCGUGCGUGGCCACGCAGUCGUGGGUGAACAGGGAGUACAGUAGGGGACUGAGCACACAACCCUGAGGGGCCCCCGUGUUGAGGAUCAGUGUGGCAGAUGUGUUGUUACCUACCCUUACCACCUGGGGGCGGCCCGUCAGGAAGUCCAGGAUCCAGUUGCAGGGUGAGGUGUUUAGUCCCAGGGUCCUUAGCUUAGUGAUGAGCUUGGAGGGCACUGUGGUGUUGAACGCUGAGCUGUAGUCAACGAACAGCAUUCCUACGUACACCCCUCACAUUUUUGUCAAUAUUUGAGUAUAUAUUUUCAUGUGACAACACUGAAGAAAUGAAACUUUGCUACAAUGUAGAGUAGUGAAUGUACAGCUUGUAUAACAGUGUACAUUUGCUGUCCCCUCAAAAUAACACAACACACAGCCAUUAAUGUCUAAAUCGCUGGCAACAAAAGUGAGUACACCCCUAAGUGAAAAUGUCCAAAUUGGGCCCGAAGUGUCAAUAUUUUUUGUGGCCACCAUCAUUUUCCAACACUGCCUUAACCCUCUUGGGCAUGGAGUUCACCAGAGCUUCACAGGUUGCCACUGGAGUCCUCUUCCACUCCUCCAUGACGACAUGACAGAGCUGGUGGAUGUUAGAGUCCUUGCACUACUCCACCUUCCGUUUGAGGAUGCCCCACAGAUGCUCAAUAGGGUUUAGGUCUGGAGACAUGCUUGGCCAGUCCAUCACCUUUACCCUCAGCUUCUUUAGCAAGGCAGUGGUCGUCUUGGAGGUGUGUUUGGGGUCGUUAUCAUGCCCUGCGGUCCAGUCUCCAAAGGGAGGGGAUCAUGCUCUGCUUCAGUAUGUCACAGUACAUGUUGGCAUUCAUGGUUCCCUCAAUGAACUGUAGCUCCCCAGUGCCCCCAGCACUCAUGCAGCCCCAGACCCUGACACUCCCACCACCAUGCUUGACUGUAGGCAAGACACACUUGUCUUUGUACUCCUCACCUGGUUGCCGCCACACACGCUUGACACCAUCUGAACCAAAUAAGUUUAUCUUCAGGUCUCAUCAGACCACAGUACAUGGUUCCAGUAAUCCAUGUCUUUAGUCUGCUUGUCUGCAGCAAACUGUUUGCAGGCUUUCUUGUGCAUCAUAUUUAGAAGAGGCUUCUUUCUGGGACGACAGCCAUGCAGACCAAUUUGAUGCAGUGUGCGGCGUAUGGUCUGAGCACUGACAGGCUGACCCCCCCACCCCUUCAACCGCUGCAGCAAUGCUGGCAGCACUCAUACAUCUAUUUCCCAAAGACAACCUCUGGAUAUUACGCUGAGCACAUUCACUCAACUUCUUUGGUCAACCAUGGCGAGGCCUGUUCUGAGUGGAACCUGUCCUGUUAAACCGCUGUAUGGUCUUGGCCACACAUUUUCUAUAGGAUUGAGGUCAGGGCUUUGUGAUGGCCACUCCAAUACCUUGACUUUGUUGUCCUUAAGCCAUUUUGCCACAACUUUGGAAGUAUGCUUGGGGUCAUUGUCUAUUUGGAAGACCCUUUUGCGACCAAGCUUUAACUUCAUGACUGAUGUCUUGAGAUGUUGCUCCAAUAUAUCCACAUCAUUUUCCUUCUUCAUGAUGCUAUCUAUUUUGUGAAGUGCACCAGUCCCUCCUGCAGCAAAGCACCCCCACAGCAUGAUGCUGCCACCCCCGUGCUUCACGGUUGGGAUGGUGUUCGUCGGCUUGCAAGCCGUCCCCUUUUCCUCCAAACAUAACGAUGGUCAUUAUGGCCAAACAGUUCUAUUUUUGUUUCAUCAGACCAGAGGACAUUUCUCCAAAAAGUACGAACUUCGUCCCCAUGUGCAGUUGCAAACCGUAGUCUGGCUUUUUUAUGGCGGUUUUGGAGCAGUGGCUUCUUCCUUGCUGAGCAGCCUUUCAGGUUAUGUCGAUAUAGGACUUGUUUUACUGUGGAUAUAGAUACUUUUGUACCUGUUUCCUCCAGCAUCUUCACAUGGUCCUUUGCUGUUGUUCUGGGAUUGAUUUGCACUUUUCGCACCAAAGUACGUUCAUCUCUAGGAGACAGAACGCAUCUCCUUCCUGAGUGGUAUGAUGGCUGCGUGGUCCCAUGAUGUUUAUACUUGCGUACUAUUGUUUGUACAGAUGAACGUGGUACCUUCAGGCAUUUGGAAAUUGCUCCCAAGGAUGAACCAGGUGUGUGGAGGUCUACCAUUUGUUUCUGAGGUUUUGACUGACUUUCUUUUGAUUUUCCCAUGAUGUCAAGCAAAGAGGCACUGAGUUUGAAGGUAGGCCUUGAAAUACAUCCACAGGUACACCUCCAAUUGACUCAAAUGAUGUCAAUUAGCCUAUCAGAAGCUUCUAAAGCCAUGACAUCAUUUUCUGAAAUUUUCCAAGCUAUUUAAAGGCACAGUCAAUUUUGUGUAUGUAAACUUCUGACCCACUGGAAUUGUGAUACAGUGAAUUAUAAGUGAAAUAAUCUGUCUGUAAACAAUUGUUGGAAAUAUUACUUGUGUCAUGCACAAAGUAGAUGUCCUAACCGACUUGCCGGAACAUAUUCCAGUCUGUGCUAGCAAAACACUCCUGUAGCUUAGCAUCCAUGUCAUCUGACCACUUCCGUAUUGAGCGAGUCACUGGUACUUCCUGCUUGAGUUUUUGCUUUUAAGCCGGAAUCAGGAGGAUAGAAUUAUGGUCAGAUUUGCCAAAUGGAGGGCGAGGGAGUGCUUUGUAUGCGUCUCUGUGUGUGGAGUAAAGGUGGUCUAGAGUUUUUUUUUUUCCCUCUGGUUGCAGAUAGAAAUUAAUUCAAGCGGUAUUAAGUUUUCCUGCAUUAAAGUCCUCGGGCCACUAGGAGCGCCGCUUCUGGAUGAGCAUUUUCUUGUUUGCUUAUGGCCUUAUACAGCUCGUUGAGUGUGGCGUUACUGCCUGCAUCGUUUUGUGGUGGUAAAUAGACAGCUACGAAAAAAUAUAGAUGAAAACUCUCUCGGCAAAUAGUGUGGUCUACAGCUUAUCAUGAGGUACUCUACCUCAGGUGAGCAAAACCUCAAGAAUUUUAGAGAUCGCGCACCAGCUGUUGUUGACCAAUAGACACAGACCACCACCCCUCGUCUUAUCGGAGGUUGCUGUUCUGUCUUGCCGAUGCACGGAAAACCCAGCCAACUGUAUAUUAUCGAUGUCCUCGUUCAGCCACGACUCGGUGAAACAUAAGAUCUUACAGUUUUCAAUGUCCCGUUGGUAGGAUAGUCUGGAACGGAGCUCAUCCAGUUUAUUUUCCAGUGAUUGUAUGUUCGCCUGUAGGAUGGAUGGUAAAUGCGGAUUAUCCACUCGCCAACGAAAUUCUCACCAAGCACACGGAUCUGCGCCCCCUGUAUUGACGUCUCCUCUUCACGCGAAUGACAGGGAUUUGGGCCUGGUCCGGGAGGAGUCGUAAAUCUUUCACCUACCAUAGAAUCAACACAACACCUACCAUAGAAUCAACACAACACCUACCAUAGAAUCACCUAGAAGUAAUGUAACAGCCCUCGGCAACAUCUUAGCAACACCUGUUGUGGAAGUGUUAAAAGUCACAGUUCAUUUCAAAGGGAGUCUUAUCUAUUCACAUUGGCGUCUUAGCAACACCUGUUGUGGAAGUGUUAAAAGUCACAGUUAAUUUCAAAGGGAGUCUUAUCUAUUCACAUUGGCGUCUUAGCAACACCUGUUGUGGAAGUGUUAAAAGUCACAGUUCAUUUCAAAGGGAGUCUUAUCUAUUCACAUUGGCGUCUUAGCAACACCUGUUGUGGAAGUGUUAAAAGUCACAGUUCAUUUCAAAGGGAGUCUUAUCUAUUCACAUUGAAAGAUCCCUGAUAUAAGAUGCUGUGUGUAUUAGGUUCUGAAACUCGGUGUACUGUACACAAUCAUUUUCUCCAUUCUGAGGUGAUCUAUCGUACACAUUAUUGUACCUCUGCGAUGUCAGAGCAUAAGUAGAGUGAUUAAAGGCUAAGUCGUUCACGCCUGUGUGUGUGAUGAAUUGUUAAUCAUAUGGGAGGGGAAGCGCAUCUUAUUAUCAAUAUCCAGAUGUAUGCAUCAUCUUGUGUCUGUUAUAGUCUGUUAAGGAGCAUUGUGUUGUUCGCUUGUGAUUCAUGUCUUUUUUUUUUUUUCAUAAACACAAGAAAACACAUAAACACAACAAAAGUAAGGAUCACGUCUCAAAUCAUGUUAUUGUUUUUUAAACAUCCAUUUCAGAUUAGGGCGGCAGGUAGCUUAGUGGGUAAGAGCGUUGUGCCAGUAACCGAAAGGUUGCUGGUUCUAAUCCCUGAGCCGACUAGGUGAAAAAUCUGCCGAUGUGCCCUUGAGCAAGGCACUUAACCCUAAUUGCUCCUGUAAGUCGCUCUGGAUAAGAGCGUCUGCUAAAUGACAAAAAAAAAAAAAAAAAAAAAAAAAGAUUGAGGGCCAUGUGUUCAAAUACAGUAUUCGAACAGGGCUGAAUUCCAACUUGCCUUGAGGUGUGUAUGUAAUUCAGACUUUCACGUACUGUAAGCCAUGCUUUGUUGUCAAUGUUACACCUCAAUCUGAGUUACACAUAAAGAUCUCAAGUUAGUCGGCUAAGGAGUCAGUGUGAGCUAAUUUCUGUUUGUGAAUGUUGUGUAGAUUUCAUUUUGCUUGGUUCCAGGUCGGUCUGUGCUGUCUUGGCAACCACUAUGGUCAUGGCCAUCGUGCCGAACACAAACCGAUCUGGGUCAACCAGGCUAGAUUGAAUGUGCUUCUGUUUUUUGCUGUGGUCCAGAACAUGUUGGAGGUAGUUGUUGUGUUUGUCUUGUAUUCUCUGCUCCAGGUGCAGAACAUGUCCCAGUCCAUUGAGGUGUUGAACCUGCGAACCCAGAGGGACUUCCAGUACGUCAUGAAGAUGGAGAAUCAGAUGAAAGGGCUCCAGACCAAGUUCAGGCAGAUAGAAGAUGACAGGAAGACCAUUAUCACCAGGAACUUCCAGGUACAGGAACAUCACAGCACUGGAAUACAUUAAAGUACAGAACAUUGUUUAUAAAUAGACCCAGGUGUUUUUUCCUGACCACGUCACCUGAGCAGAGAUUUUCCAUGAUCAUGUUAAACAUUGUGAGACACACACAUAGGGAAAUAUCCUUUUCAAACGUAGACUGCACAUACCCAUAUUUCACUUUCAGUCAGAAAAGGGGAAAGGGAAAAAGACAAAGGAGGGAAGGCAAGAGAGAGAAGAGAAGUAGAAGAGAAGGAAGAGAAGAGAAGAGAAGAGAAGAGAAGAAAGAAGGAAGAGAAGAGAAGAGAAGAGAAGAGAGAGAAGAGAGAGAGAGGCGAAGAGAGAGAGAGAGAGAGAGGAGAGGAGAGGAGAGAGAGGAGAGGAGAGGGAGAGGAGGAGGUGGGAGAGAGAGGAGAGGAGAGGAGAGGAGCGAGGAGGCGAGAGGAGAGAGGAGGAGGAGAGGAGGAAGGAGCAGGAGAAGGAGAGAGGGGAGGGGAAAAGGAGGGAAGAGAAGGAAGAGAAGAGAAGAGAAGAGAAGAGAAGAAGAAGAAGAGAAGAGAAGAGAACGAGAAGAGAAGAGAAGAGAAGGGAAGAGAGUGAGAAGGGCAGAGAGUCUGAGAGGAGAUUGCAGGGAUGGAUAUGAGAGGAUAGGCCUCUUAUCUUCUCUUCUCUUCUAGUCUCUUCUCUUCUCUUCUAUUAUAUUUUAUCGAGCUUCUUCGAUAUUCUCUGAUCUUUUACCAUUAUGGCCUUUUCUCACCUCUCAGAUGGUGUUUUAAGUGUGUCUUAAGUGGUUUCUAUCUCUCCUCUGGGCUAUCUCUUAAUCCAGGCCAUCUUUGGGGUUUUCCCCCCCUCGUCUCUGUCACUGUCACUAUCCUGUGCUGUCUCGGUCCUGGCUCUGUGCCUGUCUCUGUCUCUGUCCCUCGUUCCUCUGUCCUUCCACUGUCUCUGUCUCUGUCUCUGUCUCUGUCUCUGUCUCUGUCUCGUUGCCUGUCUCUGACCAUGUCUAGUUCUAUGUCUCUGUCUCUGUCUCUGUCUCUGUCUCUGUCUCUGUCUCUGUCUCUGUCUCUGUCUCUGUCUCUCUCUCUGUCUCUGUCUCUGUGCCUGUCUCUGUCUCUGUGCCUGUCUCUGCUUCAGGAGCUGAAGAACAAGAUGGAUGAGCUGCAGCCUCUGAUCCCUGUGUUGGAGCAGUACAAGACAGACGCCCAGCUCAUCUCCUCGUUUAAAGAGGAGAUCAGGAACCUGUCCAUGGUGCUCACAGCCAUUCAGGAGGAGAUGGGGGCAUACGACUAUGAUGAGCUCUACCAGAGGGUCCUCAGACUGGACAGCAGGCUGCACAACUGCAUGGGCAAGCUCAGUGAGUAGAACCAGAUCAAUACCAACUGCAUGGGCAAGCUCAGUGAGUAGAACCAGAUCAAUACCAACUGCAUGGGCAAGCUCAGUGAGUAGAACCAGAUCAAUACCAACUGCAUGGGCAAGCUCAGUGAGUAGAACCAGAUCAAUACCAACUGCAUGGGCAAGCUCAGUGAGUAGAACCAGAUCAAUACCAACUGCAUGGGCAAGCUCGGUGAGUAGAACCAGAUCAAUACCAACUGCAUGGGCAAGCUCAGUGAGUAGAACCAGAUCAAUACCAACUGCAUGGGCAAGCUCAGUGAGUAGAACCAGAUCAAUACCAACUGCAUGGGCAAGCUCAGUGAGUAGAACCAGAUCAAUACCAACUGCAUGGGCAAGCUCAGUGAGUAGAACCAGAUCAAUACCAACUGCAUGGGAAAGCUCAGUGAGUAGAACCAGAUCAAUACCAACUGCAUGGGCAAGCUCAGUGAGUAGAACCAGAUCAAUAUCAACUGCAUGGGCAAACUUAAGAUCAGUUGUGUAAUAUUGUCUCUACAAUAACUGUACAUAGAGAAACUCAAGAAUAACUCACAUAAACCGUGUUGAAUUCCACUGGGAAUGGAGACAUGAACUGUGUUGAAUUCCACUGGGAAUGGAGACAUGAACUGUGUUGAAUUCCACUGGGAAUGAGAGACACACUCAGAAAUUAGAUGUUUGUAUGAGAUCAGUUGAACUCGCUGUAUAUAUAUUCUACUGUAUUACUCUACCUCAUCUUAAUAAUGAGAAAAGUGAUAAAAUGAUCUGAUUUAUAAACAAAGUAAUGGCAUAAUGGAGAUUGAGUAUCUAGAUGUACUGUAAAUGUAAUAUUGUGCAAAUUAAAUAAGUAAUUGAGCGCUAAGCAUGGAUAAUAUGAUAUCAUCUUUCAUCACUGACGUUUUGCUACAAAGCCCAUACUGAGGCAAAGUUGCAUGGUAGUAUCCACAAACAAGAAAAUUGUAAUGUAGUAUCCACAAACAAGAAAAUGGUAAUGUAGUAUCCACAAACAAGAAAACUACCCUGUCUUUAUCUGUAAGAAUUGUGAAUAACAUACUAGUUGGAACCUCAAACGCAUUACUGUGUGUUUUCAUACUGUAUUAUAUAAAUGUGUUUUCAUACUGUAUUAUAUAAAUGUUUGUUUUCAGACUGUAUUAUGUAAAUGUGUUUUCAUACUGUAUUAUAUAAAUGUUUGUUCUCAUACUAUAUUAUGUAAAUGUGUGUUUUCAUAUUGUAUUAUGUACAUGUUUGUUUUCAUACUGUAUUAUGUAAAUGUUUGUUUUCAUACUGUAUUGUGUAAAUGUUUGUUUUCAUACUGUAUUGUGUAAAUGUGUGUUUUCAUACUGUAUUACGUAUGACUGCCUUAUGCCUAGAGCUUAGAGUGUACUUCUCAGGCAGCCUGGUUUUAAUAUGCACAGUGUUGUUCAGUGAACUCUUCAGUGGUGCAGGCAUGAAAAUGGCUUGAGAAAUCUAGUAAGAAGAGGAGGAAAAAGCAGUACAUCUUAUCACUGCAUUUCUUUAUUAACAGCAUGCGGAAAAUUAAUGAAAAUCACUGGACCUGUAACAAUAAAGACAUCUGGCACCCGGUUUGGAGCAUGGUUGACUGAUCCACAGGCCUCUCAGAGAAACAACAGGGUGAGUUAUGGGAUGGGAGUGGAGGAGGUGGGUGGGUGGGUGUCUGUGUUUGUGAUAGCUCUGCCUGGGGGGGGGGGGGGUUCGGACUUGUAGGGAAGGAUUUAUAACAAUAAUCAAAGAUUGUCAUGACCUAGUAUCAUGGUGUUGGUUUUCUCAUGGGGGUUUCUGAGAUGGGGAUGUUCAAUAGCUUUUCUGAUGCAGAGUAUAAUUUCCUUUGAUUUAUAAGGCCUUGUGAAGUGGUUUAUAUAUUAGAUUUAUAAGGCCAUGUGAAGUGGUUCAUAUAUUAGAUUUACAAGGCCUUGUGAAAUGGUUCAUUCAGUGCAUUCGGAAAGUAUUCAGACCCCUUGACUUUUUCCACAUUUUGUUACAUUACAGCCUUAUUCUAAAAUUGAUUAAAUUAUUUUUUUCCCUCGUCAAUCUACACACAAUACCCCAUAAUGACAAAGCAAAAACUGGUUUUUAGAAAUGUUUGCAAAUGUAUUAAAAUAAAAAACUGAAACAACCAUUAACAUAAGUAUUCAGACCCUUUACUCAGUACUUUGUUGAAGCAUAUUUGGCAGCGAUUACAGCCUAGAGUCUUCUUGGGUAUGACGCUACAUGCUUGGCACACCUGUGUUUGGGGAAUUUCUCCCAUUCUUCUCUGCAGAUCCUCUCAAGGUCUGUCAGGUUGGAUGGGGAGCGUUGCUGCACAGCUAUUUUCAGGUCUAUCCAGAGAUGUUAGAUCGGAUUCAAGUCCGGGCUCUGGCUGGGCCACUCAAGGACAUUCAGAGACUUGUCCUGAAGCCACUCCUGCGUUGUCUUGACUGUGUGCUUAGGGUCGUUGUCCAGUUGGAAGGUGAACCUUCGCUCCAGUCUGAGGUCCUGAGCGCUCUGGAGCAGGUUUUCAUCAAGGAUCUCUGUUGCUCCAUUCAUUUUUGCCUCAAUCCUGACUAGUAUCCCAGUCCCUGCAGCUGAAAAACCUCCCCACAGCAUGAUGCUGCCACCACCAUGCUUCACUGUAGGGAUGCUGCCAUGUUUCCUCCAGACGUGACGCUUGGCAUUCAGGCCAAAUAGUUCAAUCUUGGUUUCAUCAGACCAGGGAAUCUUGUUUCUUAUGGUCUGAGUCCUUUAGGUGCCUUUUGACAAACUCCACGUGGGCUGUCAUGUGCCUUUUACUGAGGAGUGGCUUCCGUCUGGCCACUCUACCAUAAAGGCCUGAUUGGUGGAGUGCUGCAGAGAUGGUUGUCCUUCUGGAAGGUUCUCCCAUCUCCACAGAGGAACUCUGGAGCUCUAUCAGAGUGACCAUCGGGUUCUUGGUCACCUCCCAUUUGCAAACAUUUCUACAAACCUGUUUUCGCUUCAUCAUUAUGGGAUAUUGUGUGUAGUUUGAUUAAAAAAAUAAUAAUAUUUAAUCCAUUUUAAAAUAAGGCUGUAACGUAACUAAAAUUCAAGGGGUCUGAAUACUUUCCGAAUGUACUGUAUAUUAGAUUUAUAAGGCCUUGUGAAGUGGUUUAUAUAUUAGAUUUACAAGGCCUUGUGAAGUGGUUCAUAUAUUAGAUUUAUAAGUCCUUGUGAAGUGGUUCUUAUAUUAGAUUUAUAAGUCCUUGUGAAGUGGUUUAUAUAUUAGAUUUACAAGGCCUUGUGAAGUGGUUCAUAUAAAGUGCUUCCAGAAAGUCUUAACACCCCUUUACUUUUUCCACAUUUUGUUGUGUUACAAAGUGGGAUUCAAAUGGAUUUCAUUUGUAAUUUUUUGUCAACAAUCUACACAAAAUACUCUGUAAUGUCAAACUGGAAGAAAAAUUCUAACAUGUCAAUACUUGUUAGAAUCUCUUUUGGCUGUGAUUUCUGGGUAAGUCUCUUAUAGCUUUGCACACCUGGGUUGUACAUUAUUUGCUCAUUUUUCUUCAAGCUCUGUCAUGUUGGUUGUUGACCAAACGUUGGUGUUUUUUUUUACCCAAUAAAUUACUGAGAGUUUAUGCAUAGAAUGUGUGACUCUCUUUAUUUGUUUUUAGACCAUUGACAGACAGCCAUUUUCAAGUCUUGCCAUACAUUUUCAAGCCGAUUUAAGUCAAAACUGUAACUAGGCCACUCAAGAACAUUCAAUGUCAUCUUGUCAAGCAACUCCAGUGUAUAUUUGCCCUCAUGUUUUAGGUUAUUGUCCUGCUGAAAGGUGAAUUUAUCUCCCAGUGUCUGGUGGAAAGCAGAAUGAACCAGGUUUUCCUCUAGGAUUCUGCCUGUGCUUAGCUCUAUUCCGUUUCUUUUUAUCCUGAACAACUCCCUAGUCCUUGCUAAUGACAAGCAUACCCAUAACAUGAUGCAGCCACCACCAUGCCUGAAAAUAUGAGGAGUGGUACUCAGUGAUGUGUGGUGUUGGAUUUGCGCCAAACAUAACGCUUUAUAUUCAUGGCAGAAAGUUAAUUUAUUUGCCCCAUUUUGUGCAGUAUUACUUUAGUGCCUUUUUGCAAACAGGAUACAUGUUUCGGAAUAUUUCUAUUAUGUACAGGCUUCCUUCUUUUCACUCUGUCAUUUAGGUUAGUAUUGUGGAGUAACUACGAUGUCGUUGAUCCCAUCCUCAGUUAUCUCACAGCCAUUAAACUCUGUAACUGUUUUAAAAUCACCAUUGGCCUCAUGGUGAAAUCCCUGAACGGUUAGGAAGGACGCCUGUAUUUUUGUAGUGACUGGGUGUAUUCAUACACCAUUCAAGGUGUAAUUAAUAACUUCACCAUGCUCAAAGGGAUAUUCAAUGUCUGCUUUUCUUUUUUUUAUGUACAGUGCCGUGAAAAAGUAUUUGCCCCCUAUAUUUUUGCAUGUUUUUGAUACUGAAUGUUAUCAGAUCUUCAACCAAAACCUAAUAUUAGAUAAAGGGAACCUGAGUUUACAAAUAAUUAAAUAAAUAAAAUACUUUUUUUGUUAACAAAGUUAUGCAACAGUUAAUUGCCCCGUUAUACUCAAUAACUGGUUGUGCCACCUUUAGCUGCAAUGACUCCAACCAAAUGCUUCCUGUAGUUGUUGAUCAGUCUCUCACGUCGCUGUGGAGGAAUUUUGGCCCACUCUUGCAUGCAGAACUGCUUUAACUCAGCGACAUUUGUGGGUUUUCAAGCAUGAACUGCUCGUUUCAAGUCCUGCCACAACAUCUCAAUUGGGAUUAGGUCUGGACUUUGACUUGGCCAUUCCAAAACUUCAAAUAUGUUGCUUUUCAACCAUUUUCAUGUAGACUUGAUUGUGUGUUUUGGAUCAUUGUCUUGCUGCAUGACCCAGCUGUGCUUUAGCUUCAGCUCACAGACGGAUGUCCUGACAUUCUCCUGUAGAAUUAUCUGAUACAGAGCAGAAUUCAUGGUUCCUUCUAUUAAGGCAUGUCGUCCAGGUCCUGAGGCAGCAAAGCAUCCCCAAACCAUCACACCACCACCACCAUGCUUGACCUUUGGUGUGAGGUUCUUUCUGUGGAAUGCAAUGUUUGGUUUUCGCCAGGCAUAUUGGGACCCACCUCGUCUAAAAAGUUGACUCAAAUUUGCCAAAAAGCACCUGGAUGCACCUGGAUGAUCAUCAAGACUUUUGGAAGAAUGUUCUAUAGACAGAUGAGUCAAAGUAUAACUUUUUGGAUGACAUGGGUCCCAUUAUGCCUGACGAAAACCAAACACUGCAUUGGCCUAGUCAAAGAAUGGCCUAGUCAAAGUCCAGACCUAAUCCCAAUUGAGAUGUUGUGGCAGGACUUGAAACAAGCAGUUUAUGCUUGAAAACCCACAAAUGUUAAAGCAGUUCUGCAUGGAAGAGUGGGCCAAAAUUCCUCCACAGCGAAGUGAGAGACUGAUCAACAACUACAGGAAGCAUUUGGUUGGAGUCAUUGCAGCUAAAGGUGGCACAACCAGUUAUUGAGUGCAAGGGGGCAAUUACAUUUUCACACAGGGGCCUUGGGUGUACGUAAUUGUUGUGUUAUUUGUUCACUCAGGUUCCCUUUAUCUAACAUUCGGUUUUGGUUGAAGAUCUGAUAACAUUCAGUCCAAAAAAUAUGCAAAAGCAGAGAACAUUUGAAAGGGGGCAAACACUUUUUCACAGCCACCUAUCUACCAAUCAGUGCCCUUCUUUCCAAGGCAUUGGAAAACCUCCCUGGUCUUUGUAGUUUAAUCUGUGUUUGAAAUUCACUCUACUGGGGGACCUUACAGAUAAUUGUAUGUGUGGGGUACAGAGACGAGGUAGUCAAUAAAUCAUGUUAAGCACUAUUAUUGCACACAGAGGUAGUCCAUGCAAUGUGACUUAUUAUGGACAUUUCUCCUCCUUACUUAUUGACGCUUGCCAUGACAAAAGGGUUGAAUACUUAUUGACUCAAGACAUUUCAGCUUUUCAUUUUUUAUUAAUUUGUAAACAUUUCUAAAAACAUAAUUCCACUUUGACAUUAUGGGGUAUUGUCUGUAGAUCAGUGAUACAAAAUCUCAAUUUAAUCAAUUUCAAAUUCAGGCUGUAACACAACACAAUGUGGAAAAAGUAAAGGGGUGUGAAUGCUUUCUGAAGGCACUGUAUUAGAUUUAGAAGGCCUUGUGAAGUGGUUUAUAUAUUAUAUUCAUAAGGCCUUGUGAAGUGGUUCAUGUAUUAGAUUUAUAAGGCCUUGUGAAGUGGUUCAUAUAUAUUCAUCAGGGAGAUGGAGAAAAAAAGUUACCUUUUCGUAAAGAUAUUUUAAUGUACGUUGCAUGGUAACUCAGUCAGUGUUCAGUCUAAUACGUAUCAGCUUGUGGUUUCCACUAAUUCCUGCUAUUUAUCUUUCUUUGAUAUAGGUCUGGUACAUGGACAGCUACACCAACAGUAAGAUCGUACGUGAGUACAAGACCAUGGACGACUUUGUAGCUAAUGUGGUGUCUCGAACCUACAACCUCCCAUUUAAAUGGGAGGGAACCGGCCAUGUGGUGUACAAUGGAUCCCUCUACUACAACAAGUACCAGAGCAACAUCAUCGUGAAGUACAGUUUUGAGACGGGUCGGGUGCUGGCUCAGCGGGCUCUGGAGUACGCCGGCUUCCACAACACCUACCCUUACUCCUGGGGAGGAUACUCCGACAUCGAUGUCAUGGCCGACGAACUGGGCAUGUGGGUGGUGUACGCAACCAAUCAGAACGCGGGAAAUUUCGUCAUCGCCCAGAUGGACCCGGACACCCUGGAAGUCCAGAAGACGUGGAACACGGAAUAUUCCAAACGGAACGCGGGGGAAUCCUUUAUGAUCUGCGGAACACUCUACAUCACCAACUCUCACCUGACGGGUGCCAAGGUCUACUACUCAUACUCCACCAAGACCUCCAGCUAUGAGUACACAGACAUCCCCUUCCACAACCAGUACUUCCACAUCUCCAUGCUGGACUAUAACGCCAGGGAGAGGGCGCUCUAUGGCUGGAACAAUGGACACCAGGUGCUGUUCAAUGUCACUCUGUUCCACGUCAUCAAAACCCAAGACGACUCCUAG